UUUCCCUGCCAAUCUCCAUUAAAUACACCAACUCCUUCAUUCUCCUAUGGCAUAGUUAAUCAUCCUAGUAGAGUUUCAUCAAUAUCUUGAAAAUGGCAUCAAAGAGAAUAUUGAAGGAGCUCAAGGACUUGCAGAGAGAUCCUCCAACUUCAUGCAGUGCAGGUCCUGUUGCUGAAGAUAUGUUUCAUUGGCAAGCUACCAUCAUUGGCCCAAAUGAUAGUCCAUAUGCUGGUGGUGUUUUCCUUGUCACUAUUCAUUUUCCACCUGAUUAUCCUUUCAAACCUCCCAAGGUUGCCUUCAGGACCAAGGUUUUCCAUCCAAACAUCAACAGCAAUGGAAAUAUCUGCUUGGACAUUCUCAAGGAACAGUGGAGUCCUGCACUUACCAUAUCCAAGCAGGUUUUGCUCUCCAUAUGUUCUCUGCUCACAGACCCAAAUCCUGAUGAUCCACUGGUUCCUGAAAUAGCUCACAUGUGCAAGACUGACAAAAUCAAGUAUGAGUCUACUGCUAGGAGCUGGACCCAAAAAUAUGCCAUGGGCUGAACCAACCCUGAAUUAAUUUGUCAGAGAAUUUGCAUUUUCUUCUCCUUUAUAUAUAUAGAUUUUUGCAUCAUCUAUUUGUCAUGUUAUCUGAAUGAGGAAUGGGAUUAUAAAUAAACUUAGCAUGGAGAGCAUUGUAAUGCGAAUAAUAAAUUUGUGAUUUUAUAAAUAUUAUCUUAUCAAUCAA
Molecule: messenger RNA, 726 nt
Organism: Manihot esculenta (cassava)
Lineage: Eukaryota; Viridiplantae; Streptophyta; Magnoliopsida; Malpighiales; Euphorbiaceae
Product: ubiquitin-conjugating enzyme E2 10
Exons: 4
Coding region: 93-542 (149 amino acids)
Biological process (GO): protein polyubiquitination
Cellular component (GO): nucleus
Molecular function (GO): ubiquitin conjugating enzyme activity
Source: RefSeq, a predicted model, not a curated record